AUGGCUACUGCCGAGUCUUCUCAAGGUUCUAAACUUCUUCAGCCCCUCAGAACUGUGUGCAUUCUUGGUGGUUCUAAAUUUGUAAAUGUUCCUCACAACAUCUAUGUUGUAAGCCAACUGGUGAAAGAGUUGGGAAAACAUAACAUCAACAUACUUUAUGGAGGAACUAGUAUCUAUUUCUUUAACAACCUCUUAAUGGCUGCUAAAUGCUUUGAUAUCCAGGUGAGAAGUAUCCUUCCUUUUUAUCUCACUUCAUCAAAGGUGGUCAAAGAUUCUGCUACUUUGAUGAUAACUCUUUCAAUUUAUGACUGCUUGAUGUCUAUGAUAUCUGGUUGUGAUGCUUUCAUCAUUCUUCCUGGUGGAUAUGGAACUUUAAUGACUACUUUUACCCUUGCUACUUGGGCAGAAAUGAAAUUUCAUACCAAACCUAUUGGUGCAGCAGCGGCUGAGGAUGGGUCGUCGUUGCUGAUAGUCGCAAGCUCGUCGGGGAAGGUCACCGGAAGUCAGGCUGGGGUGUUGCUCGCGGUGGGAGAAGAGCUCGCCUUUGGUCGGGGCGACGCUGCGCGUAUAGGAAGAGGAGCAGCGGUGGUCACGACUUGGAACUAUAGAAUGGACUCGUGCGGUCUCGGUAAAUGCUCGUAUGAAACUCUCGACAUGCGUACGAUGGAGGAAAAAUAUAUUCUAAUGUCAAGGCAUGAGAAGAGCUGGCCGGAUAUGAGGUGUUUCAAGUGUCCAAAAAUAUUUAUGAUAAUACUCCAUGUGCUCAAGAACUUGUCAUGUGGUUUGUCAAAGAAUAAAAAUUGGAAUGGAGACAAGGCUUGA
Molecule: messenger RNA, 822 nt
Organism: Striga asiatica
Lineage: Eukaryota; Viridiplantae; Streptophyta; Magnoliopsida; Lamiales; Orobanchaceae
Source: the annotation of a GenBank genome assembly